AAAAUAAAAAAAAAAGUCUCGCGAGAUUUCAGCCUCAAGACGCAGGUCUGAGGUUACAGAGGUGAUAUCUCGCGUUACCUUCUCGCUUGUCUCUCAUUCCGCCACGGUCCAGCAGUUGGGAAGGUGCUUCAUCUCAACAGAUCCGCAAUAGACUACAUUUUGGACAAUUUAAAUUUACAUUUGUAACGAACUAAGUUUUUUUAUAUAUAUUUAACGUAAACCACUAAGUCCGCCGUACUUUAAAAGCAACUGUCGGUCUAAACUCGCGUUGAAAUUUAUUUAAAGAGAAAGCUUAAGUUGCCGUGUAUAAUUGAGCUCAAGCCGGUAGCGCUAACAAAGAAAAUCCUUUCUCUUCAUAAAAUAAUCCACCACCACUCUCUUUAGUUAUGAGUCAUGUCGUCGUUGAUAAUUCACACGGUCUAGAGGAGCAGCUUGCUGUCCUAGACUUGAACUCUGCUGACAUACAAGGUGGAGGAAGUGGCAGGCGUUACAUUCCACCUCACUUGAGGAACAAAGAGGCUUCCAAAAAUGCAGGAAAUGCUUUUUCCACUGGUAGACAGUGCGGUUAUUCAGUGGCACCUAUAAAUAUCUAUUCACCUGGAUGGGAUAGCGGACGCACCAAUGGAUAUGUGAAUGGUUUCCAUGACAACCGCCCAAACGGUAGCUUUGGAGGGCGUGGACCUCCUCGCAAUGAUAGAGGGUUUGGCAAUUUUGAAAACAAAGAUGGCGGCUGGGGAGGACCUCCUAGAGAUGCUGCCUACAACAGCUUUGGAGGGCGUAAUGAUCGGACCAAGUCUGCCUUUAAUGACAGAGGAGCUGGCUCAAGAGGAAGGUAUGAGCGUGGAGGCUUCGCUGGUGGAGGAAAUAGCCGCUGGGUGGAAGACUCCAGAGAAGACGACUGGUCCAAGCCCACUCCACCCAACGAACGUCUGGAACAUGAACUUUUCUCUGGAAGCAACACUGGGAUAAACUUUGAGAAAUAUGAUGAUAUUCCUGUGGAGGCGACUGGAACAAACAGCCCUCCUCACAUUGAAAGUUUUCAUGAUGUGGACAUGGGUGAGAUUAUCAUGGGGAACAUCAAUCUGACCCGUUACACUCGUCCUACUCCUGUCCAGAAGCAUGCCAUUCCCAUCAUCAAGUCGAAGAGAGACUUGAUGGCCUGUGCCCAGACUGGCUCUGGUAAGACGGCUGCCUUCUUGCUGCCAGUGCUGAGUCAAAUCUACACAGAUGGACCAGGAGAUGCUCUGCAGUCCUCAAAGAACAGUGGACAGGAGAAUGGAAGAUAUGGCCGUCGUAAGCAGUACCCCAUCUCUCUUGUCCUGGCUCCAACCAGAGAACUGGCAUUGCAGAUCUACGACGAGGCAAGGAAGUUUGCUUAUCGCUCUCGUGUGCGUCCCUGCGUGGUCUACGGUGGCGCUGAUAUUGGUCAGCAGAUCAGGGAAUUGGAAAGAGGCUGUCACCUGUUGGUGGCCACACCAGGACGUCUGGUUGACAUGAUGGAGAGGGGCAAGAUCGGUCUGGACCACUGCAACUACUUAGUCCUGGAUGAAGCUGACCGCAUGUUGGACAUGGGUUUUGAGCCCCAGAUCAGAAGAAUUGUAGAACAAGAUACAAUGCCACCAAAGGGAAUUCGUCAGACCAUGAUGUUCAGUGCCACUUUCCCCAAAGAGAUUCAGAUCCUGGCUCGAGACUUCCUGGAGGACUACAUAUUUUUGGCAGUAGGCCGUGUUGGCUCCACUUCAGAAAAUAUCACCCAGAAAGUGGUCUGGGUAGAGGAGACCGACAAGAGGUCCUUUCUUCUGGACCUUCUCAAUGCCACAGGCAAAGACUCUUUGACUCUAGUCUUUGUGGAAACCAAGAAAGGAGCUGAUGCUCUGGAAGACUUCCUCUACCGUGAGGGCUACGCCUGCACCAGCAUCCAUGGAGAUCGUUCCCAGAGAGACCGAGAGGAAGCUCUGCAUCAGUUCCGCUCUGGGCGCUGCCCAAUCUUGGUGGCUACAGCUGUGGCUGCACGUGGUUUGGACAUCAGCAAUGUGAAGCAUGUUAUCAACUUUGAUUUGCCCAGUGACAUUGAAGAAUACGUUCACCGUAUUGGCCGUACGGGACGUGUGGGCAAUCUCGGUCUGGCCACGUCGUUCUUCAACGACAAAAACAGCAACAUAACCAAAGAUUUGUUGGACAUCCUGGUUGAGGCCAAGCAGGAGGUUCCUUCCUGGCUUGAGAGCCUGGCUUAUGAGCACCAGCACAAGAGCACCGGCCGAGGACGCUCAAAGAGGUUCUCAGGUGGUUUUGGAGCCAGAGACUACCGUCAGACGCCAGGUGGAUCUGGAGGGUUUAACAGUAGCCGUCCAGGACGCAACCCCGGAGGUCAUGGAGGGAACCGUGGCUUUGGUGGAGGUGGUUUUGGUGGCAACUUCUACAGCAAUGAUGGCUACGGAGGAAAUUACAACCACUCUGGUAGUGUGGAUUGGUGGGGAAACUAGUCUUCAUAGGAACAGGUUGCCAUGCCAACCCAGUGGAAACCACAUGUUCAUGUAAGCCAGACUGUAACAACCCUCCUGUAGCUUCACUGACAGUACAUGACCAACCCUGGUUCUCUGCCAUUCGCUUCUCAUAAAGGAAGUGCAGCACGACGCAAAGGAAGUCACCAGCACGUGCAAAGCACUGGUGCCUGCAGAGAUUUGCACACCUCAAAGUGAGCAUGGAUGCUAACGUGCAUUGUCCCACUGCAACCUUGGGCUUUUCAUCGUUAAAGUAUUUUUGUUCCUAAUGUGGGGAUUAAAACAAAUUGGGGUUGAACCUGUUGAUGUACUGUGCCUUUUGAAUUUAAACUGGAAAUUAGUUUCAUUUCACCAGAUUAACAUGGCCAAGAGCUCUAAAUUUGUUUUUACUAGUAUUUUGUUUCAAGAAAAAAAAUAGCAAGUUGAACUAAGCUUGAACUUAUUCAAACCUUGGCAACCACUUGGGUAUUGUGGCUCUCGGUCAUAAUUCCAUUUGAAACUCAAAUUUAUUUCAGAAACAUUGUGUGGCUUUUUGUCAAACAGGUAAUGGUGUCAUUACCAUAUUUAUAAAAAUCUGGGCCGCUCUGUGAAGCAAAUGUUUUAAGCCUAAGAGACUAAGUUUUUUUUUUUUUUUGUUUAUUAUUUUUGCUCACUCUAUCCUGAACGGGCUCUGUUUAUGGAUAUGGUAGUCUUUAAAAAAAAAAAAAAAGCCAUUCCUAUUGAAAUCUUAAACACAGAAGUCAUUAAGCUCAGUGCCAACAAUCGCUGAGGUAGAAACAGAAAACUGAAUGCUGGAACUCGUUACUCCAACCUUUUCAUUGACUUGACAGUGUUAUGGCAGCUGGUAUGUUACCGAGUGCUAGCUACUUUAAGUGGACGGUGUUUUUUGUUUUUUACUUGAAACAAUAUUUGUGCAAGCGUUUUAAGAUUUAAAAAAACUUAAGUCAGUUAUUUUGAAUUGUUUAUUUACACAUGUGUA
Molecule: messenger RNA, 3480 nt
Organism: Nematolebias whitei (Rio pearlfish)
Lineage: Eukaryota; Metazoa; Chordata; Actinopteri; Cyprinodontiformes; Rivulidae
Gene: ddx3xa
Product: DEAD-box helicase 3 X-linked a
Exons: 19
Coding region: 387-2483 (698 amino acids)
Biological process (GO): cell differentiation; gamete generation
Cellular component (GO): nucleus; P granule
Molecular function (GO): RNA binding; RNA helicase activity; ATP binding
Source: RefSeq, a predicted model, not a curated record